AUGGGCUUCUGCUCAACAUCGUCCACCUCCUCUCCGUUUGAUGGUCCUGUUGUUGUUGAUCGAAUGGGUUUCCUACGGUCACCACUCCGCGCUGAGGGACCUUACCUGUGCUCACUACCAGCUCAUGCUGUUACAGCCGGUUCUCAUUAUGACACCGACACUGUGUAUCAGAUCGAAGGAUAUGCAGCACAACUCUUGGAUGAUCUUCAGCUGGGGUAUCAGGGCAUUCGGCUUGUGUGA
Molecule: messenger RNA, 240 nt
Organism: Penicillium verrucosum
Lineage: Eukaryota; Fungi; Ascomycota; Eurotiomycetes; Eurotiales; Aspergillaceae
Exons: 1
Coding region: 1-240 (79 amino acids)
Source: RefSeq, a predicted model, not a curated record